AUGAAAUAAGCCUUAUAAAAAUUAAAGGAAAAUAAAUUACUAGAGGCAUUACCUUAUUUAGAAAAGUAUAAGCCAUUUGAAGAAAGUGCUUAAAUACUUAUAAGAUACUCACUUACUUAAGAAUUGAAAAACAAAGAAUUUAUUUAUAGAUGGAUUCUUCGGAAUACAAAUUCACCAAAUAUCUAAUUAGAUGUAUUGAAUUUAUUAGGUAAUUUCCCUUUAAUAAAAAGGUUGUAUUUUAACAAAUAAAGAUGAAUAAAUAGCAAUAUUAAAUGAAGGUCUAAAAUUGACUGUUGCAAAUAAAUUAAAUCCUUCAAAAACUCUUAAUAAUUUAACUUACAUUUAUUCUAAACUUAAAUAGCAUGAUAAAGCAUUACAAUUAGCAUUGCAAUCAAUUGAAUGUUCAAUUGGUAAAUAAUUAGUAAUUGCAUAUCAUAAUGCAGCCAUAGAAUAUAAAUCUUUAUUAAAUUAUGAAUAAAGUAAAAUAUUUCAUGAAAAAGCAUACGAAUAAAGUAUUAAACUUUUAGGUCUAUAAGAUCCUCUUACAUUAAAAUUAAGUUAAUAUAUUGAAAAAAUACCUUAAAAAAUUAUACCAGUUUAAAAUAAAUUUAGAUUAAGAAGUACUUCAAGAUAAGGUGAAGAAUCUUAAUCUUUUUAUUAUAGAAGAAGAUCUAUAUCAAGAGUUGAUUCUUUUUAAUAAUCAAUCAAUUAAUCUAUUAAUCAAUCAGAUCAUGUCUACUCUAGAUCAUAAAGUCAAAUUAAAGUUAGAAAAAAUUAAACUUUAAAUUAAUCUUGUUUAAUUUAAAUCAACGAUUUUAAGGAAUAAGAAGAACAUUGUAGAAUAUCUAAAUAGUUGCAAAAAGAAAUUGAAGAAUAAAGAUAAAUUAGAUUAAUAUUUUUAUAAUCUGUUCAUUAAUAGAAUAUUCAUCUUUUAGAAAGAAAAUCAAUCAAAAGAAAUAGUAAUCAUAUUAAUUUCUCUUAAGAAUCAAUAUAAAAUGUUGAAUAUUAGGAAUAGAAAUCCUAAGAAUUUAUUCAUUUUGAAAAUUAACAACCUGAUGGAUAAUUUGAUUCUAUGAUUCCAUUAAAUUAAUAAGAAGAUCUUACUUAAGAUGAUCAAGAAUUAAUUAUUAAUUAGAUAAGAGGAUUUGAAUCAUAAAAAGAAAUUACUGUUGCUUCAUUUAUAAAUUAAGAAACUUUUGAAAAUACAUUUGAAUAAAAAAACAAUUAAGAAAAUCCUAUUAUCAAGAUAAAAAAAUGGUAAUCUAAAUAAUCAAAAAAUCAAUCUUCUAAUAAUCAAUUAAUUAAUGAUUUGAUCAAAAGACAAGCAGCUAUAAAAAUAUAAAGAUUUUAUAGAAGAAUAACUUAAUAAAUACUUUUUUCUUUAAUGAGAAAAAAACAAUAUUAUAUAAAAUUCUAAGAAAUAGCAAAAUUAUAAAUUGAAAAUUAAUUUAAAUAUUGUUUAAUUAUUGCUAAAAAAUUUGAGAAUGAAAUAUUAUAUGUUAUUAAUGAAAUAAUGAAUAAACGAUAUAGAAAUAGAGCAAAAAUAUAUCGUUAAACUUUUGAAUUAAGAUUUAUGAUUUCUAAAUAUAAUGUUUUUGAUGAAUUUUGUUAAACAAUUAUUAUGUCAACUAAAAUGAAUCAAAUUGCUUAUAAAUAAACCAAAUCAAUUAAUUAUAAGGAAAUAUGCAGCUUAUUUUAUGUAUUAAAUAAUUAACUCAACUUAUAUGGAGUUACAGAUACUUUAUCAGAUGAAUAAUAAGAAUUAGAAACUGAUGAUUAAAUAUCAGUUUAAUCUUCUAGAAAACAUCCAAUUUAAUUAACAAAAUUAAUGAAAUUAUAAUCAUUGUUAAGGGGUUAUUUGGCAAGACAAAAAUAAGAGUUAAUUAAAAAUAAAAUUUAUAAACAUAUGAGAUUUAUAGAAAAGAUAUAAGGAGGGUAUUUUUUAUUAAUCUUUAAAGAAGUAAAUGUUAUAUAAUUUUAUAAUCUUUCAAUUAAACAUUUAUGUGAAAAUGAGAUCAUAAUUCCUGAUUCAAUCAUCUAAUUUUAUGGUCCAAUCAAUAGAUAAAAUUGUAGAGAAAUAUUUUAUGCCAAUAAAAAUAUUAUUUUUUAUACUGAAGAUGCUCAAUUUAUUAUUGAUAAAGAUAUAAAAUCAAAAGAGAAAAUUAAUUAUGAAAUCGUAGAAAAAGCUGCAAAAAAAAUCUAAAGAGUAUUUAGAUCAAAGAUAUAAUUUUUUAAUUCUUAAAUACUCAAAUAUAAGAAAAUUACUUAAAAAGCAAAAUAAUGUCAAUUACUGUUUAAACUAAGGAAAUCUGUUUUAUUUGAAUAUAAAUAUCAUAUUAUAUUAACUGCAUGUGGAUAAAUAUAUAAAGAACAUCAAGAACUAAUAAUUGAAGGAGGAAUCAUUUCUUAAAAGUAUUCAAAUAUUAAAAUAGCUAAAUGUUGUUAGAGAUUGUUCUAAGAUUUUUCAAUUUCAGAUUUUACAUAAGUAAGCAAAAUAAUAAUAGAUGAAAUUAAUUUUGAAUGGAAAAAUGAAAGGCUACAUUUAAAAUGUCCUAGUUUAGAAGAAGUUUAUGGAUUUUUGAUUGAUAGGUAAUGAAUAUAUAUUAAUUUUUAUUUAGAAGUUAUUCUUCAUUUAAAAAAAGUUAGAGAGAUACAAUAAAUAGGGAACCAACAUUUUUUGGAAGAAAUUAUUUAAGUAGAAAGAUUUAUUGUUAAUAAUACUUAAAAAAUAGAUUUGAAAUAGAAGAUUCUCCAUAAAUUUAGUCUAAAGUGGAAGAUUCUUCAAUUUACUAAAUUUCACAUAUUAAAAAUCUAUAUAUUUAAAGACUUAUGAAAAAAUAUUAAUAAAUAAAAAUUUAAAGAUAAAUUGGAAACAACAUCAAUCACUACGUUAAUAAAUAUCCAUCUAUUUAUAAAUAUGAAUGGAUUUAAGAUCCUGAUGAAUUAUACUUAGAGCAGCUAAAUAAUAAGGCAAAGUAAAUAUAAAGAGGUAAUUAUUUAUUUAAUAAAUAGCUUUUAGAUUAUUAAAAUUCAGAGCAACAAUUCAUUAAAAAUGUUAAAUAAGAUUGAGAAAAAAGCAAAAAUAGAUUGAAGCUUAAAAAAUUGUAGCGUAAAAAGCAUAUUAUUUUGAUGAAAUAAGGAUACCUUAACCUUAUACUACAAUUGAAAUUCUAAAGAAAAGAUUUGAAACUUCUAUUUUAUUAAAAUAAGUUGAUAUUGAUUCAGUAAUAUAUGAAUGGAUACUUGUAUUGCCUUAUUAUGAUAUUGUGGUAACUGCUUAUUCAACACCAAGAAAAUUCUAUUAAAUAAAAUAUAGAGAAUAUACAAAUAGUUAUUUAAAUAUUAUUUUAUCUGAAUCAGUAGAAAAGAUAUAGUAAUAUUUCAGCAUUCCUAUAGAAAAAUAUCAUCCAUCUGAAAAAAUAAAUUUUAUUACUGAAUUGAGAGAACAAUUUAGUAAGAAAGUAAUAAGAAUCGUUAGAUUAAAAUUAUUCUUAAAAAAAAUAAAAGAAACUCCAUUGACUAACAAAUUCUUGAUAAGAACUUUUAUAAAUGAGUUUUAUGUUUAAAUAAAUUAUUUUUACAAUAAAUAAGACUAAAAAAUCAUUAUUUUGUUAUAGAAGGAGAAAAGAAAAAGAAAAUAUAAUUUAGAUUUACAUUAUUUAGAUUGCUUAUUUGGAAACUAUCAUGGAAUAAGCUAUUUAGAAAAAGAACUAUUUAUUAAACUAUUAACAUUAAAUGAAUCAAAAAGUUAUCAUAAAUAUAAAUAAUUACUAAUUCCUAUGAUUAAUAUACUUCAUCUUUAUAUAACAAUUAAUGCAGAAUUAGAAUUAUAAUAUUUGUAUAAGGAUUUUGAAAUGCCAUUAACAGAAGAAAUAAAUGAAAAAUUUUAUACUUCAUCUUAAGGAUUUUAUUUGACUUCAAAUGAAUCCUACCCAAAAUUAUUACCAACCAUUAUUGUUUUGUAAGCUAAAUGGAGAUUGUAUUAAUAAUAGAAAAAAUACUAAAUGAUGCUAUUUAGAUGUGCAAGGAUGAAAAUCAAAAUGAUGAAUAAGAAAGGUAAAGAAGUAUAAAAAACAUUUUUGAAAAGAAAAGAUAUCAGUGACCAUAAAGAUAGCGAGAUUAUGUACAUUUGUAAUAUUUAUGAAUCUACAGAUAAUUAAGGAAUGAGAAUAAGAGUAGAAUUGUUAUCUUACAAAAGCAACUAAGAAUAAGAAUUAUUUAAUUGCUUCACUAUUGAUCCAAAUUCAAUAUUAUUAAAUGAAUAAAUAAGUUCGUAUGUAUUAAGGAAUUUGUAUAUUGAAAAUAAUAGUUUAAUUUUGAGAUAGAAUUAGGUUCAUAAAUUUGAAAUUUCCUAAGAGUCAAAAUAAAAGAUACUGAAAUUGAUAACAAAGAAGCCAUCAACUCCAAGACUAAUCUUUCAUUAAAAAAGGCAAUAUUCAUAAGGAAAAUAAUUUAUUUACGAUGCUAUUCAUACUGGAGAAACACCUUAAAAAUAAGAUGUAUAAUAAGAUUAAACCAAUUUGAUAAAAAUUGAUAUAGAUUUGAAGGAAUUUAAAUCUUAAUAUCCAGGAAUUAAUUAUUCAUAAUCUAAUAUCUUAUCUCAAAUAUCAGAAUAAGUAAUAGAUGGCAUUCGAGUUCAUAAAUAAAAGAUACUUACUAAACAUUUAAAAAAAAAAAGUGGAAUUAAUAUAUAGGGUAAUUGUGAAGAUGAAGAAUAAGGUAAAGAAUUGAAAAUCUCUGAAAGCUUGAAAUAAUAAAGUACACUCUUAACAAGAUUUACUUAAUUUUAUAAAAAUCUUAGGUAUAUGGUAGUAAUUUCAUUAAUUAAUGUAUCUUUUGAACAUUAUGAAAAAUUGGAUUCUGUUUUUGAACCUUAUCAUCCAUAAAUAAAAAUUAUAGCUUAAAAUUAAAAGAAUAAUCAAAGAAUAAUUUGGUAGAUGAAUUUAUAAUAAGCUAACAAAUUAACAAAUUAAGUUGAAUUAAAAGAGAUUGCUCAGAUUAUUAAAUUAAAUAUAUUAGUUUUAGAAGAUAAGUUUGUUUAUCUAGCAGAUUUUGAAUUAUUAGAAUUUGAGAAUGUAAUAAUGAUAAAGAGAAAUACAAUGAAUUUGAUUUAAAGAAUGUUAAAAAAUAAAAAAUUUUAUAAAUUAAGAAAAUAAUUUGAAAGAGAGAUUCAAUAAUUAAAACAGAAUGGUAAUUAAUUUUGGAGUAACAUGUAUAUAAUUAAUGUAAAUUAGAAUAUAUUAUGCAAUAAAUCAAUUUUAGUCUGAAGAUUACUUCAUUUGUAUAGGAAUAGAGAAACGUUAAUAUUUGUUGCUAGCAUGGAAUAUUAAGGAUUAUCAACGAUAUACAUUGACUAUGUAUAAAAAGAAAGGAUUUAAUGAAUAUUUGGAUUAGAUUAAGUUUAAAAAUCAAAAUCUAGAAUUGUGA
Paramecium sonneborni is the source of this 5427-nucleotide messenger RNA. Lineage: Eukaryota; Ciliophora; Oligohymenophorea; Peniculida; Parameciidae. The record is from the annotation of a GenBank genome assembly.